This is a messenger RNA of Ziziphus jujuba (common jujube), 2095 nucleotides long. RefSeq names its product leucine-rich repeat receptor-like protein kinase PXC1. The record is from RefSeq and is a predicted model, not a curated record. The transcript is spliced from 2 exons. Gene Ontology annotation, molecular function: ATP binding; protein kinase activity. NCBI's taxonomy places the organism in Eukaryota, Viridiplantae, Streptophyta, Magnoliopsida, Rosales, Rhamnaceae. Gene Ontology annotation, biological process: protein phosphorylation. The coding region runs from base 100 to 1938 and encodes 612 amino acids.
AAAAGAUGAAAAGAGGAAAAGAGCAUAAUGUUUUGUGGUUCUUUACAUCCUAAGAUAAAUGUUUUGAUUUGAGAAUUGUGGUAAAGAAACACAUUUCUAAUGAUCCAACAAAGAGGUAGUCACAAACCAAAAGAAUGCCAAGCAGAGGAGGAUCUGUUCUUGAAUUGGCAGACUUUCAUGAUUUUUGCAGUGCUUUUCUCAUUCACGAUAGUAAUCUUUUUGGGAGGUGAGUACUCAUCAGAAUCUGAAUCUUUUUUUAAGUUCAUAAAAGCUGUUGAUCCUCAAGAUAAGCUAAAAGUUAGAGAUCAAAUUGCUUCAAAUUCAAAUCCCUGCUUGCAAAGAUGGAAGUUUCUGAAAUGUAACUCACAGGCUUCAACCAUACUUGAAAUCUGGCUUGAAAAUUUAGACCUUACUGGUAUGCUGAAUUCAGAAUCCUUAUGCAAGCUACCAAAUCUUAGAGUGAUCAGCUUAGCUAAAAACCGGCUUCGAGGAACUAUUUCAAACUCAAUAUUAAACUGCAUAAAGCUGGAUUACUGGAAUCUAAGUAGCAACCUUCUCAAUGGGAGGAUUCCUAUGGCUCUAACAAGACUGCAAUACCUUUGGAGAUUAGACAUCUCUAACAACAAUUUCACUACCAACUAUAGCAUCCCAUUUUACAGUGUGGGAUUCAAUCAGAAGAGUUUGCAUUCCAGGAAGUUACUAAAGGAUAGAAAGAUCCUUGAAGUCUUGGAGCUCCAAGAAAGCAACAACUCUGGUGAAGGCCAGACAUCCCACAAGGUUAAAUGGACAAAAUGGAUACCCUGGAUACUUGGUGUUGUUUUCCUUUUGGUGUUAAUUUACUUUGUGGGGAAGAGGAUAGCAAAAAUUGGCACAGAGAAGGAGAUUCUGAAACCAUCACUGCUCCAAAACGAUCCCAGUGAAACGCCUCCUCCAGGAAAUACAUCAGAGGAAUUGAAGCAAGAGGAGAAAAAGACACAGCUUGUGUUUUUCGUCGAAGAGCAUGAGACGUUCCAGUUGGAGGAACUCCUCAAAGCCACAGCCGAUUUGAGAAGGGAGAGCAUAUGCAGCAGCCUUUUCAAAGUGUCACUCAAGGACAAUGUCCAGUAUGUAGUGAAAAGGUUGAAAAAGGUUAAGGUAUCACAUAAGGAAUUUGGCGAAACAAUGCGAUGGAUAGGGAACCUGAAGCAUCCAAAUAUUUUACCUCUUGUUGGUUAUGCUUCUAACCAUGUGGAGAAACUUUUGAUCUACAAGUAUCAAAGCAGUGGAAGUCUGCUCAACCUGCUUGAGGAACAUAUUCAAGGAGAGAAGGAUGUCCCAUGGAGACUUCGGUUGUCAAUAGCAGGAGGCAUUGCAAAGGGUUUGGAUUUCAUAUACCAAAACUUUGGUGACCAGGAAAGCAUCCCUCAUGGGAAUCUCAAGCUAUCAAAUAUCCUGUUGGACGAGAACAACUCACCUCUAAUCAGUGAAUAUGGUCUUUCAAGAUUUCAAGACCCAGAGAAAGGCUGUAUUCUCCCUUCCAGAGGCUACACAGCUCCUGAGAAAAGCCUGACGGAGAAAGGAGAUGUCUUCAGCUUUGGGGUCAUUCUGCUUGAGCUGCUAACAGGCAAAACGGUAGAGAAAACUGAGAUAGACCUUCCUAAAUGGGUAAAGGCCAUAAUUAGAGAGGAGUGGACAGGGGAGGUUUUUGACAAAGGGGUUGCUAAAUCUGCUAAGCAAUGGGCAUUUCCUGUACUGAAUAUUGCACUCAAAUGUGUUUCUCAUUACCCAGAGGAUCGUCCAACAAUGUCAGAGGUUUUGGAGAAGAUUGAAGAGGUUAUAUAUGCACAAGAAGACCAUUCUGUCUCAUCUGGUUCUUCUGAAUCUCAUGAUCAUGAAGAUUGCUGUCCACUCCAUACCAUCAUAUCUGAGACCUGGGAUACUCCUGCAUCAAAUUAUUGAAAUUUUAAUACUCAUUAGAUAGUAUUUUAUUAUGCAUGUGUUUUCUUCUUUUUCGGAUCACAAAAACCAUGUUGAGUAUUAAUAAUUGGUGUUCAUAAGCUGCAAAUUUUCUGUAAUUUUCCUGUAUCAGAAACAGAAAACACCUUUUGCGUGUGUA